AACAGCGCCACUGGGGUCUCUCCAUGCGGCUCGGGCUAUGACAGCCUCCGUGCUCCUUCACCCCCGCUGGAUCGAGCCCACCGUCAUGUUCCUCUACGACAACGGCGGCCUCGUGGCCGACGAGCUCAACAAGAACAUGGAAGGGGCGGCGGCGGCGGCGGCGGCAGCGGCGGCGGCGGCGGCCGGGGCUGGGGGCGGGGGCUUCCCCCACCCAGCUGCCGCGGCCGCGGGGGGCAACUUCUCCGUUGCAGCGGCGGCCGCGGCGGCGGCGGCGGCGGCGGCCAACCAGUGCCGCAACUUGAUGGCGCACCCGGCGCCCCUGGCGCCCGGGGCCGCGGCGGCGUACAGCAGCGCGCCGGGGGAGGCACCCCCGUCGGCCGCCGCUGCCGCCGCCGCUGCAGCCGCCGCAGCUGCCGCGGCCGCCGCGGCGUCGUCCUCCGGAGGGCCCGGCCCUGCGGGCCCCGCGGGAGCCGAGGCGGCCAAGCAGUGCAGCCCCUGCUCCGCGGCGGCGCAGAGCUCGUCGGGGCCCGCGGCGCUGCCCUACGGCUAUUUCGGCAGCGGCUACUACCCGUGCGCCCGCAUGGGCCCGCACCCCAACGCCAUCAAGUCGUGCGCGCAGCCCGCCUCGGCCGCCGCCGCCGCCUUCGCGGACAAGUAUAUGGAGACCGCCGGCCCGGCGGCCGAGGAGUUCAGCUCACGCGCUAAGGAGUUCGCCUUCUACCACCAGGGCUACGCGCCCGGGCCUUACCACCACCAUCAGCCCGUGCCUGGCUACCUGGAUAUGCCGGUGGUGCCUGGCCUCGGGGGCCCGGGCGAGUCGCGCCACGAGCCCCUGGGUCUUCCCAUGGAAAGCUACCAGCCCUGGGCGCUGCCCAACGGCUGGAACGGCCAAAUGUACUGCCCCAAAGAGCAGGCGCAGCCUCCCCACCUCUGGAAGUCCACUCUGCCCGACGUGGUCUCUCAUCCCUCAGAUGCCAGCUCCUACAGGCGGGGGAGAAAGAAGCGCGUCCCUUACACCAAGGUGCAAUUAAAAGAACUUGAACGGGAAUAUGCUACAAACAAAUUCAUUACCAAGGACAAACGGAGGCGUAUAUCAGCCACCACCAACCUCUCGGAGCGGCAAGUCACAAUCUGGUUCCAGAACAGGAGGGUCAAAGAGAAAAAAGUCAUCAACAAACUGAAGACCACGAGUUAAUGGAUUAAAAGUGGAGGAAGAGGGCAACUUGAAGGAACGCUUCAGAACUCACUGCUUUACCCAGAUAACGAUUCUAAAGCUUAAUAAUAAUUGAAGAAUGGGAAAGAGAGAGAGAGACACUGGCAUUUCGCUUUCCCAGGGGGGGAUCUCUUUCUCCUUGGUGGAAUCGACUAUUUUAAAACUUUAAGACAUGGUAAAGACUGCCAGUUCUUCCGCCAGCCCCACCAGACCGCUAAAUGACAAACUCUAGAGUCACACGUCAGCCCCCAAAUACGCCAUUUCAGAUAAGUUACGCAUUUACUGAGAUCUUGUAAGUAUUUAUGUGACCGUUGUGUUUUAGGACAUUAUGGUGUAGGGUAAGAAUCCAAACACCGGUGGCAAAAGCAAGAGGCCGCUGUGACCAUCUGCGUGUCCUGCGCCACCGCCACCCCCUUGGCGUGUUGUUGAGUGACUGCUCAGGUAAACCUUAGUGAAAACCCUACCGUUGUUGUGCGUUCUGCAACACAGGUCAUGGAGAGCUUUAGAUGGGAGAAGGGACGGUGCUGAAGUAAUGAUUUGGGGCUGUUUUCUGUUGGGGGGGAGACAGGGAGGGAAAGCCCGUGCAAGGAUCAUUUGUCUUGGUAGUCACUGCAACCCGCUGAGCCUCUGGGGCUGCAAGGGAGCCCCGGGCUGGGAAAUGUCCUUCUGAUCAUCACUUGUGUGUGCUUACAGCACUCAUAUUGCUGUGGCAUUGGGACUGUAUUUUCUGCCCUGACAUCAUUUACUCUCCAAAGUAUUUGAUACAAUUUUUAAAAAGUAUUCAAAGCAUCAGCCCAUUCACAGAGUUCACUUUCUGUCGGAUCUCCAGAGAAGCACCGCCCCAACAUGGUGGACUUUGGUUUAAGUACAAUUAAUUUUUCAAAUUUACAUUGCUUUUUUCCAAUAUUUACUAAACAUAUUGCUGGAGAAAUAAUUUUCUCCCUUCCUUCCUUCUUUCCUUUCUUUUCUUUUCUUUUCUUUCUUUUAGAAAACUCAGAAUGGAAAUCCAUUCCCCUGAAAUAUUUAGAUGUUUACAUUCUAUAUUUUGCUCUGUUAAGGGAUUCGUAUUUUUCCAUGUUUAUUGUGUUACAAGACCGCAUUAGAAAGUGUAGGAAUUCAUCUUCACAGCACAUUUUUAAUGCAGCAGUUACUUCAGCCAGCACAUUCAUUUUGUUCAUGCUCACUAUAAAAUGCUAUCUUGUAAAUAAAGACAUUAAGCACACUGUGAAAAUGUAUUUGUGCACCUGCUUUCCAAAUAUUCCUAAAAAUAAUAAUUCAAAAGCCUUAGCCCUGUAGAUAGUGCUAUAGUGGUGUUAACUAUGUUAAUAAAAUAGUCACUGCCAUUAAAAGCUGCAAGAAAUACUCAUUAUUUUCCUAUGCUGGACGUGCCCUGCACAAAAAGAAAAGAAGCCGGUUUGUUCUACACAAACCAAGGACCAUUCUUUUCUCUUAUUAUUUAGUUGGGCUUUUUCUUUUUCCUCCAAAUUUUUUAAGCAAAGGGAGAAAUCCCUCACAACUAAAAUCCUAAAAAUUUAUAAAAGUGCUUCAAGAAGGUUAAAAUGUCAGGCAUUCUGAAAACGAGAAAAAGAAAAGAAAAGAGGAAGAGAUAGUGUAAGUUCUCAGGCUCCCUGUAGAAAAUGAAAACCAGUUGUCUAGUAUCAGCGAUGCCCAGGCUGUCGUAUUUUAAAAUCUGCAGUUGGAUCUGCAUGCGUCUGAGAGGGCAGGUUUUGAUGUUUGUUGAAAUGACAGGACUAGGAAAGGCCUUAAACCUUGACCUUGAGAAAAAAAAGACAAUUUGUGACCUUGACUUUUGACAGCUCAUGAAUUGGCCUGGGCUGGAUUAGUAGAUCAAGGGCGCCACCUCGUGUUGACAAGCUUCCUUGUAAUUCUUCAGCUUCAAGGGAAUCAAAAGGUCUUAACUUUCUUGACUCCUUAGAGAUUUAGUACUCAUUUGUUUGGCUCCAGACGGAGCAAAUUUCAAUAUAUGUAAUUUAUACAUGUGCCUGUACAUAUGUGAAUAUAUAUCAUAUAUGUGUAUACAUAUAUGCAUAUCAGUGUGUGUGUGUGUUUGUGUGUGUAUAUAUAUAUAUAUUUGUAGAAUCUGUACAGAUAUAGUAUCAUUAAUUACUGAUGACCAGAGAUGUUGUAAUUUAAGGUGAUUUCCAGAGUUGAGGUACAAAAUGUACUUUACAUGAUGAAGUUUUGCUCCUCUUCUUUAAUGGCCAAGGUCAAUUUGUGUUCACAGCAACUCAUUCUGCAUCAGAUAUCUGCAGAUCUGCUUUAAAGCUGUACCUUCUUGUCACAGUCUAAAAGGUGUUCUUAAAUAACCAGUCUUUUCUGGCCCUCACCCUCCAAGGGGGUCUACCACCCUAAUCAGAGCUAUAGGUGAGUCUAUACAGCAAAUAAAAAGCUUCAGAGGCCUCACUGACUCUAAGGUUCUAGAGUUACAUUUCAGAAAUUCAAAGAAACCCACCUCUUAAGAGGUUCGUAUGGAGAGCUUAAAGAUCUCAUAUCUACAAAAUGACCAUAAUAUAGACGCAGAAGGAGCGUGAUCUGGGGACAGCUCAGAGCUGAGUGCAGCUCCUGGGUGGUGUGCAAUCUCGCACUGAUGUUCGCGAAGCUGCCAUUUGACUUGUGGAAGAUAUGUGUACAUUUAAUAUUAAUAACCACCAUCGAAACUAUGGUAAUUAUUGUUUCUACUAUAUGCUGUGACCCCUAACAACACAUCAGGUGCUGUGUUUAGAGUCAUAAAUAAUACAUAUGUAUGUUGAUAUGUAUUUAAUAUACACACAGGGUAAUGUUUUUGUGGGACCCAUGCUAUGCACAUGUGUAUUGCAAUGUUGGUGGAACCAGGAGCCUUUUACAAUGCAGAAUUUUGAAAUGAGGUUAAUUUUAUCUUUAUGUUAGAGGAAAGUCAUUGCGACCGGAAGAAACGUAUUCAUCAUUUUACGGAAAAUAAAUAAUUGAUUGGUUUCAAACCUGACGGGAAACCUCUCCACCCCGAAGACGUAAAGCUUGUUUCUCGAUGGAGAAUUAUAGAAGGCCUCUCUGAGGCUGUCUCAAAAACAGCACGGCCUUGAAAUACACAUGUGGAGCGGCCUUGGGACGUGCAAUCAAAUCUCGCUGCCCCGGGGACUCGACUCCACUGUGGAAACACAAUGGACACGACGCCUCGGACCCACCUCCCCGAGUCUGGUGCCACAGCACUCCAUUGCCGACUGAGCUGCCAUCGUUCCAAAGUACCAAACAGCCUUCACCCCAGAUGUUUAACGUGGUGGGAAAAUCCCCUCAAAACUGGAUCGCACGGCGUGUUUACGAACGGCUCCAAAGGGGACUCUUCCGUUGAUGGAGAUGUUUUUUUCUUUAGAUGUAAGAACUAUGCUGAGCCUCAGGCCUAGGAAGGAGGCCAAGAGCAGCCCUGCGGAGGAAUACCGCCCCUUUCACAAGCCACCCUCACUGCAGGAACUCUGGGUAAAGUAGUCAGCUUUUUUUUUUUUUCCCCUGCUCUCUCUUUCUACGGUUUUUGAAACUAAUGACAGAAGAUAUUUAAGAGUUUUUUUUUAAAAUGACUCCCUCCUUGUUCUAAAAUAGUUGUUAAUAAUGUUGAUCUUACCUAACUCCUCUCUUAUUUAAAAUUCCCCUGGACCUGCCAGACAGCCCGAAGGGAGCAUGGAUUAUGGUGGCUCCCGAAUGCUCCCAAGUCAUCCAGUCUAAACCUU
Messenger RNA from Phyllostomus discolor (pale spear-nosed bat), 4932 nucleotides. RefSeq names its product homeobox A13 (gene HOXA13). The record is from RefSeq and is a predicted model, not a curated record. Gene Ontology annotation, molecular function: DNA-binding transcription factor activity, RNA polymerase II-specific; RNA polymerase II cis-regulatory region sequence-specific DNA binding. The transcript has 2 exons. Bases 38 to 1195 code for a protein of 385 amino acids. Lineage: Eukaryota; Metazoa; Chordata; Mammalia; Chiroptera; Phyllostomidae. Gene Ontology annotation, biological process: regulation of transcription by RNA polymerase II.